AUUUAUUUAUUUUGCUAGGCCACCUGUGGUUUUUCAUUUGGAAAUGACUGAUAAAGCACGUAUUACUGGAAUUUUGCAAAGUGGAUCUGUGUGACCUGGAUUAGAUGGAGCAGUACGAAAAAGUUGAGAAGAUUGGUGAAGGAACCUAUGGUGUGGUCUAUAAGGCUCGGGACCGAGUGACCAAUGAAACUAUAGCUUUAAAGAAGAUUCGUUUGGAGCAGGAAGAUGAGGGUGUACCAAGCACGGCAAUUAGAGAAAUUUCUCUAUUGAAAGAGAUGAAGCAUGGAAACGUUGUCAGGCAUGUUUAUGUUGAUAGCACUAUGUUUUUAGUAUGAGCCAUUAAAUAUCCU
Camellia sinensis is the source of this 350-nucleotide messenger RNA. The record is from RefSeq and is a predicted model, not a curated record. Lineage: Eukaryota; Viridiplantae; Streptophyta; Magnoliopsida; Ericales; Theaceae.